This is a messenger RNA of Dentiscutata heterogama, 933 nucleotides long. The record is from the annotation of a GenBank genome assembly. Lineage: Eukaryota; Fungi; Glomeromycota; Glomeromycetes; Diversisporales; Gigasporaceae.
AUGCCUAUUGCCAUAGUCUAUAUGACAUUAGACUUUGGUUUUUCAGCAACGACUCAAGGUGUUAUAUUGUCAUCAUUUUUUUUUGGUUAUCUAACAACACAAGUUUUAAGUGGUGCACUUGCCGAUAAAUAUGGUGGAAAAUGGAUAUUAGGUGCUUCUGCAGCAUUAUGGACACUAUUUACCUUUCUUACACCAAUUUCUGUUAAGGUUGGUUUAGGAUAUCUCAUAGUAUGCCGAAUACUUUUAGGUGUUGCCGAAGGAGCAUGUUUUCCGUCUGUAAAUUCCUUGAUUGCUGCAUGGUUUCCAACAGAGGAAAUUAGUAAAGCAGCUUCAGCUAUUUUAUCCUCUGCUUAUUUAGGAAUUGUUAUUGCCUGGCCGAUAUCAACUUGGUUAGGAUCAGGCCCUUUUGGCUGGCCUAGUAUUUUUUGGACUUUUGGAAUGGUUGGAUUAAUUUGGUCUAUAUUAUGGCAAAUUUAUGGUAAAAGUAGUCCAAAUGAAUAUUCAGGAAUAAGUCAAGAAGAGUUGGAAUUAAUUUUAAGAAGCAAACAAAAGAAAACUAGUGAAAAUUUGAGUUAUAAUAGAAUAGAAUCAAGUGAAAUUGUUAUUGAAUCGACGACAAACGAGAAUGAUAAUGUAGCUCCUGAUGCUUCAUUAACUGAAAUUGCAUCUGAUAAUGAAUCUGGGUCUGAAGUUGAUGCACUAUUGCCCAAAAAUUCGGUAUUGUCAAGUCCAAAAGAAGUUCCAUGGAAACUCAUUCUUUCUCGUCGUGAAGUGUGGGCUAUACUCAUUACUCAAUUUUGUAACGCAUUUGGUAACUUUAUUUUGCUCAACUGGUUACCUAUUUAUUUUUUGGAUCGUUUUAAGCUAGAUCUUAAAGAUUUUGUUACCCAUCCUGUAAAAGCUACUCCUAUUACAGCUGGAAUUGCGGCACAA